GGAACGUCACUCCCAAAUCGUUUUUUAUGUUCUACAGUAAUUUUGAAGCAAUAUCUUCAGAUCUUCAAGAUGUCUUACACAAAGUUCAAAUUUUCUUUAGCCCCAAGCUCUGACUACGAUGGUUUGGAAUUUUACAGUGCCAAAUUUACGAUCAUCGAGCACAAUAUCACGAAUGGACAAGACCCAGACGGCCAUAUCCAGAAGGGCCAGGUCCAGACAGUUUACGGCCAAGGCGGCGAGUACAAAUUCGACGUUGGCAAGAAGUCCUCCUCAGACCCCACCAACUUCUGGAAAGCCCAUUUUCGCGAGACCGAGACCAUCCCCAAUGAAAUCCCGGCAACCCUUUAUUUUGCACUUUCUGGUUCGUUAGAUUUGGAGAUCAAAGACCAAGACCGCAAAAUGACCGCACGCAUCAAGGAAGUCGGUCUAGCCGCAGGUGAACCAGGCUCACCAGAUUCUCUCGCUAGUUGGUGGUUUGCAUCCAUUGGUGCUACUGCUAAGACUGAACAUCGGAUCACUUGUGAAGCUGUAGCUGCAAUGGGGCAGAGGUGCUAUCCAACUUUUAAAUUUGAAAAGGAUUCUGGAAAGCUACUAUUGAUGUCAAUCAAGAAAUCCCUUACGGAGUGAACGAAAGGAGACAGAGGCGUUGGAGGAGCUUUGGGUGAGCAAGAUUCACGAAGGAGAAUGCAGCCUCGAGUAGAUAGCAAUGAAACGCCUUGGUAUUAAGCAAGAAUGCAAGCUAGGCACUUGGUACUUUAGCCCUAAAUAUGAUGCCCUAUAUAUGCUGCAAGUGGAUACAGCUCAUCUGUAGGUUAGGCGAAAUUGAGUCACCGAGUUGACAAAUUGUACGUUAAGGAGCAGUAUAGCUAUCAGAGAAGCUUAGGUCGGGAUACAAUCAAGCGU
Molecule: messenger RNA, 903 nt
Organism: Talaromyces proteolyticus
Lineage: Eukaryota; Fungi; Ascomycota; Eurotiomycetes; Eurotiales; Trichocomaceae
Exons: 1
Coding region: 70-627 (185 amino acids)
Source: RefSeq, a predicted model, not a curated record